Molecule: messenger RNA, 3299 nt
Organism: Stegostoma tigrinum
Lineage: Eukaryota; Metazoa; Chordata; Chondrichthyes; Orectolobiformes; Stegostomatidae
Gene: abhd14b
Product: abhydrolase domain containing 14B
Exons: 4
Coding region: 158-790 (210 amino acids)
Cellular component (GO): cytoplasm
Source: RefSeq, a predicted model, not a curated record
UUCCUGAGCUGUUCCGGGAGAGAAGCAGACAGGCACCUGGAAAGUGGCCACUUUUACACGCUGUGUCCCAGGAAUAGGUUGGUGCAAACUCUCCCUCUUCACCCAGCUCCUGUCACUACGGAUGCAAUAGAACAGGUCACAGCACCAGCUCGUUAUCAUGGCAAGUGUCGUGACUAAGGAGGGCACUGUGCAAGUUGAAGGGCAGCAGUUAUUUUACCGUCAGACUGCACCAGCUGAGCAGACCCCCAGAUUAUCUGUCCUCCUGCUCCAUGGCAUUCGCUUCUCCUCUGACACUUGGUUGAAGCUUGGAACCCUCCAGGAGCUGGCAGGGGCUGGUUACCAGGCAGUAGCUAUCGACUUACCAGGCCUGGGUAACUCCAAAGAAGCAACAGCUCCUGCCAAAGUGGGGGAUCUGGCUCCUGACAGCUUUCUUCUGAGUGUGCUCAAGGGUUUGGAGCUGAACUCCGUAGUGAUAAUCAGCCCAUCACUGAGUGGGAUGUAUUCACUGCCCUUCCUGUUUGGGCACCGUGACAUGGUGAGGGGAUUCAUUCCUGUCGCCCCAAUCUGUACUGAGAAAUUCUCAGCCGAGCAGUACUCCAGUGUGCAGACCCCAACGCUGAUUGUCUAUGGUCAAGAGGACAAGUCGAUGGGAGAGACAUCGUUCAAACAUCUGAGAAACCUGGCCAACCAUAAGGUGCACGUUAUGACGGGUGCACAGCAUGCCUGUUACCUCGAUAACCCUGAGGAGUGGCAUCGGACCGUGCUGGAGUUCCUGAAGAAUCUGUACUGAAUCUCCUCAGGCGUGCGCUGCUGCAAAAAAAAACAAAAUUUACCAAUUAACAACUGGGUUAAUCAGUUUCUGUUAAGUUAAUCAUGCGUUAAUCUACGAAUCCGAAAAGAAAUCAGUGUUUAUUACCUGCUGCCCUUCCUUCAAUGGCAAUGUGAUUUUAUUCUAACUACAUUCUGAUGUCUCAAUGUGAUUGACCAGAUUAUGCAAUAUACAGAAGGGGUGUAAUGGUACAAACUGUUCUCUCUGAGAAUUGACAAAGGUGAUGAUUUUGAAGAUAGGAUCUGAUUAUUUGAGCACUUCUUAUCUGUCAUCCUUCCUGCUACCGUGGGUCAUCACCAGACAAGAGUGGAAAGUGCCAGUGAUAUCAUUCCAGAACUGUAUGUUGCAAGGCCUCCAAUCAUCUGCUCACAACAAUGCAUAAGACCAUUCGUCCCAUUGAGCACCUCUCCCUGUUCUUUAGCUUUAACUCUACUUUCCUGCUUGCUCCCCAUAUCUCUCAAUUCCCUGAGUGACCAAACAUUGUCGGUCUUAGUCCCAAAUGGAUUGAAUCAUGCAGCAUUUACAACCCUUUGUUUGGAGCAAUUUCUCCUCCUCUCAGGCCAAAAUGGUUGGCCCCUUCUCCUGAGACAGCUCCUUGAGUCCUAAACCAGGGGAAACAACCUCUUUUUGUUGACCCUACCAAGUUCCUUCAGAAUCUUGUAUGCUUCAAUGAGAUCAGCUUGCAUUCUAAACUCCAGAGAAUAUAGGCCCAAUUUCCUCUGUCUCUCAUCCCAAGGACUAGUUUCCUGUGCAGUCUCCAACCCAUGUAUGUCCUUCCUUAAAUAUGUGUAUCUAAAUUGCACAUAGUGUUCCAGGUGUGGUCUCACCAAGACUUUGUACAAUUGUAGCCAGAUUUCAUGAAUCCAGAAGAUGAAGGGCUGAUCAGUUGAAGGUGUUAAGGUGAUGAAAGGAUUCAGUAGGUUGAGCUGUGGAGAAUGAGUUUCCUCUGGUGCAUGAUGCCAGAAUAAAGGGGAGAUAUCCUUCCGAUUCGAAACAGGACAUUUGGGGAGAUGCCAGGAAGCACGUCCACACGGAAAGGGUCAAGGGAAUCUGAAACCGCCUUCCCCAGAAACCUGUGGAGACUCGGUGUGUGUGAUCCAAGCAUUCUUUUCCGAAACCUUUCGAUUUCAGCAGCAGCUUGUUAGAACUCAGUCUUCGGGUAACGAAACAGCCAGAGCUUAGAGCAACGCUGACUUCCCGCACUGAAAAUAAAACAAGGAGCUGAUUUGACUCUUGAGUCCACAGGCAGAUUCUCCUGAUAAUUUUGAAACGGCUGCUAAGUUAAUGGAAUGCUCUUGGCUUGAUGUGCCUGGGAUUGGUGCUAGCUCUUCAAAUUUGAGUUAACAUUCAUCUUCUGGAGAGGUCCAGAUCGGCUACCUGUUCGCCACCCCACCUGACUGCAAUAAAAUUGGGCAGAGGCGUACAACAGCCAGUUCUAACGGGACUGUUGUGGGGCACAGUGGUAGUGUUCCUGCCUGUGUACUAGGAGGCCUGUGUUCAAGCCCCACCUGCUCUUAUUUGGGCAAGAAAAAUAUCUACAACAGCCAGUUCAUCCUGCAGUAUCUGUUUGUGACCCUGUUGCAGUUGGAUUUCAUUGCUGGCAACAGUGAAUUGCAAUUCUUAAGCUUGGAUUAAAAAAAAGUGCUCAAGGUGUGGGCAGUAUGCUUGCCAGAUUAGUUAUUGCCCAACCAAUCGAGGGGUGAGUUGAGGUUUUUUUUUCCUCUCCCUACUCUACCACUGCCCCCCCCCCCCCCCCCCCCCCCCCCCGCCAACACUACCCUUGUUGUGUGUUUGUGUAGUGCAGUGACUCAGUGAAGACGCCAUGUGCAAGAAACUUUAUUCAAUACUUUCACCACCAGGAAAACACCCAUGUGGCCAGUGAACCAGUCACAAACAGAGCCCAAUAAGGGCAAUGCUUAUGUGAAGAAAGUGAGUGGAGUUUUCUAAAGGCCAAAGCACCUUUCCAACCUGGAUUACCAAGAAUGUAAGGAUGUUCAUGAAAACAUUCUGAUUUUUUGUUUAAAAGGAAUUGUUUCAUCUGGUGCCAGCUCACAAAUGAUUUGAUUGGGAAUUCAAAGUUGUACCUGGUCACAGUGGGAUUUGAACAUUUGAUCUCCACAUUAUUACACUAGAGUACUGUGUGCCUGUAUUCACUCAUCACAGUCGACAGUCAUUUCAUUCAUCAUUUUUAUGCCUUAAACAAAAAUACUUAACUCUAAAUAUGGCUAUCCUUUUAAUAUAAAUCACACACACUUGUACUUCUAUAAUAAUGCUACUUUCUCUGGGUUGAGUGAAUUUCUAGAGGUUUUGAUACUUUGUCUGUACCUGUUCUCAUUGCACAACAUUGUAACCAUAACGUCAGUUGACUUAAUGUAAUUCAGAGCAGAGAAUUAUCAGACUUUGAUCGUUGUUUGCAGAAAAGGUAUCAAACAAGAGAUAAUAAAUUCUGGUUAAUUUGCCAUAAAUGGGA